Molecule: messenger RNA, 2854 nt
Organism: Psylliodes chrysocephalus
Lineage: Eukaryota; Metazoa; Arthropoda; Insecta; Coleoptera; Chrysomelidae
Source: the annotation of a GenBank genome assembly
GUCAACAGUCAAACUCUCAUGUCAAUUUUGGUUUUUCUUUUCUGUAAUAUUUACAUUUUACAUCUGAUAUCAUUACUUGACCUUUAUUAUUGAGAAUCCAAAAUCCAAAUCAUUGUUUUGUCAGAGUUGUAAUUAAUCACCUGAUGUUAAAAUCGUACAGUGUUCACAGAAGAAACAGUGCGUUGUUAUUGAUUCUAGAUUAUUAUUCCUUAAAACUAAAGGUCACAUGAAAAACACGCAUCGUGAUUAAGGCCACGUCAUUUUAAUGUAUUUCUAAAUAAAAAUAGACGGUUCUAGUGAUAAAAGAAUGGCUUCAAGUACAGAAGAGACUAUCAAAGAUUCUACUGGCGAUGGUGCCCAAAAUCCAGAGACGAAAGAAGAUGAAAAAAAGGAUGAUUCUAUGUUCGAGUGCAAUAUUUGUUUAGAUACUGCCAGAGAUGCUGUGGUUAGCAUGUGUGGACAUCUGUUUUGUUGGCCCUGUCUCCAUCAGUGGUUAGAAACAAGGCCAAACAGGCAAGUCUGUCCAGUAUGUAAGGCAGCUAUAAGUAAAGAAAAAGUGGUACCACUUUAUGGAAGAGGUAGUACUAAGCAAGAAGAUCCCAGAGAGAAAGUACCACCAAGACCAGCGGGGCAAAGGACUGAACCAGAACCUGGUACUAAUUUUUCAGGUUUUGGUUUUGGCGACAAUAGUUUUCAUAUGUCUUUUGGAAUUGGUGCAUUCCCAUUCGGCUUUUUCACUUCGACAUUCAAUAUAGGAGAACCGAGGCCCCAUGCAGCACCUCACGGCACACAGCAACACAUGGAAGAACAGUUUUUAUCUAAAAUAUUUCUCUGGCUCGCCAUAUUGUUCCUAACUUGGCUAUUGAUGGCUUAGGGUUCCUUAAACAAAAAAAUAAAGUCAUUUUUUGCGCUUAGAAUUUAAUUGUAAUUUUUGGCAUAUGUGUUGCGAAGUUAAAAGGUUAAUUUUUCUUGAGUAAUGGUCAAGAUAAUUUAUUAACAGUGACAGUCAGUAGUUUAAUGGUUUUCAAAGAAAAGUUAAUGGUUUAAACAAGAUACACAGGCCAAUUGGAAAAUGGAGCCUUGGUUAGUCUAAAACAAUGGAAAUUCUGUUAAUGAUAUAUUUGUGCUUAAAAGUCAAAUGACUAACCAUGUACUGGUGUAGGGUUCGAAAGUGGAAAGUAAAUUAAAUUAUUUCGAAAUUUAUGAGAUUUCCUAAGCUAUGGUUUAAAUGUAAUCUCAAUAAAACUAAAAAAAUUUAUAUGCUUGAUUUUGAGUAUUUUGCGUACUUAUUUACAAAAAGGACUUCGAUUAGCAUUCAAAAUAAUGAAAUGCAUGUCGGAAUUGGAAUUAAAGUUCUUUGGAUCUAUGACAAAAACAUCGCCCUGUAUAUAAUAAUUUGAAGUAAAUUUACUACGGUGGGACAGAUAUAGCUGAAGCCUCCAAGGUCAUAUGUGAAGUGAAUAGAAGAGCGGAACUUUUUUUUUUCCUUUUUUUUUGGAGUGAUCACUUAGAUCUUAAUAUGUUGUGCAUUUUAAGACAUUGUCAAAUGCAAGUAUCGUAAAAAAUCGCGUUUGUUAUUUCUGCCGAACUGUACAUAAGUAGAUUUUAUAUACACCUUCGGCUUAAAUUUUUCUUGGGUAUUGCCGAUUAACAGGAGGAACUGCGAUAGCCUUAUAAAGAGCGAGAACGCAGUAAAUCCCACUCUACUUGCGUGUCGAAGUCGGCGGAUGAGAUCAACGCCUUAUUUUUGCUUUCUCACUCUUAUUCUCGCUUCAUAUGAAUAUUUUUCUUUCUGUUGCUCUUUAUAGAUUUGCUCAAUACCCAAGAAAAAUUUAAGCCGAACCUGUACAUCCAUUUACAUUCUCAGAUUGCCCUUGAUAAAUAUUUUUCAGUCUAGAAUUUUUGCUUGUCCUGAUAAACGUUCUUUACUUGCGUAGGUUGUUAACGCAAUUAGCGUCACUGUUACUUGAAAUACCUUUGUAGCUAUCAAUUAACGUUGACAAUAUUAACGCCUCACCUUAUAAGAAAAUGCGAAAAUUUUAUUGUCUCUUUACAGCCACAGCAUUAUCAAGUGUUAACUAUGAUGUAUACAAUUAGUUAAGGUGUGUUCUUUUAUUUAAAGCUGUGACAAACCUCCCUUUUGGGUUCAUUAGUGAGCCUACUUUAAAAGCCGAUGGAUAAUAUAAAUAGUUGUGAUGUUUUUUGUUUAACAUGAUAAUUUAGAUACAAGCUAACCCAUAACUAACAACUUAUAAGUUAAAAUAUAAAAUGGCUGCAGAAGAUAUAUUUACUAUUCUAAUUAUAACUGGCUUUAUAUUAAAGUAAUGUCAAACGUCAAAUCUUAUUUUCAGCUCAAAACCCUUAAACAAGAAAUUGACAUCAAUUAUAGAUGGAAUAUUAUUGAAGAAAAGAACGCACCUUUAUAGCACUAUGACAAAAGCUGUCAAUUUCGGACCUGUCAUUAUAAAUCUGCAAUAUACCAAUACAAUAGAGCUUGAACUAUGCGAGGAUGGUCCUAAGCUGUAAAAUAAUCAAAUUAUAGCCCUAGGACCAUACAUUGCAAUUUUAUGGUUUUGUAGGGUUAUAAAGUUUGUAACUUCAUUAAGUAAAUUGUAAAUAUGUAUAGCCUGACAUGAUGGGUUAAUUUUCAGUCUGUUUUGUUAAUAUGUAAAAAAAUGUUGACCUGUCUUGUAACGAAGUGAACAAUAAAGAAAAUCAGAACCUGGAUGUGAUUUUUCAGGAUACAUUGUUUUUGUGAUUAUAAAUAGAAAUAAAUUAAAUGUUGAUAUUUAUUGUUUUUUAUUAUUAAUGUCUUUUAUGGAUUGAUGUGGAGGAAAGUAAAAACGUGAAACUC